Molecule: messenger RNA, 639 nt
Organism: Trichoderma citrinoviride
Lineage: Eukaryota; Fungi; Ascomycota; Sordariomycetes; Hypocreales; Hypocreaceae
Product: aldolase
Exons: 2
Coding region: 1-639 (212 amino acids)
Molecular function (GO): 4-hydroxy-tetrahydrodipicolinate synthase activity
Source: RefSeq, a predicted model, not a curated record
AUGGCCUCCUCCUCCUCCAUCCCCUGCCCGCCCCGCGGCAUCUACGUCCCCGCCGUCGCCUUCUUCCACCCCGACGAGACCAUCGACUUCGACGCCAUCCGCGCGCACCUCACGCGCCUGGCCGAGGGCGGCGUCGACGGGCUCGUCAUCCAGGGCUCCAACGGCGAGGCCAUGCACAUGCUGCACGACGAGCGCCAGCAGGUCCUGCGGCUGGCCCGCGAGCUCACCUGCGGCAACAUGGGCAAGCUGCAGCGCGUCGCCCACGACCCGCGCAUCGGCCGCCCCUUUGCCGCCUUUGCGGGCAAGACGGACUUUUUUCUGCACGGCCUCGUCGGCGGCUCCCACGGCGUGAUUGCCGCCACGGCCAACCUGCUGCCCAAGGCGCACGCGCACAUGCUGCGGCUGUACGACGAGGGCCGGCUCAAGGAGGCGCAGGAGCUGCAGACGCGCUUCAGCAGGGCCGACUGGGCGCUGGUGCAGCUGGGCAUCGCGGGCAUCAAGGCGGCGCUGCAAAAGUACUACGGGUACGGCGGCGGGAGGAGCAGGCGGCCGUUGUCGAGCGCCGUCGAUGCGAAGAAGCUGGAUGGCGAGGUGGAUGCGGCGGUGGGGGGGUUGGUUGAGCUUGAGAAUUCUCUGUGA